AUGAAGGACUCAGCUAUCAAGAAGCCAAAGUUUGCAAGGCAAAAUGACCAGGUUAUGGGCACAAACAAUAGCAGUAUCGCUUCAAAACGCAGCGUUGAAAAGAUUUACUAUCCAGAUGAGCCUCACUUUUUCCGGUACUUUGUCAAAAAGUUCCAGAGACGAGCUCCGUUGAUCAAUCGCGGUUACUAUUUACGUCUGCAUCUCAUCGACUGUGUGGUCAGAGACUUUUUGAGAGAGCCGUUGGCGGCCGACAAGAAGACCAAGGUGGUAGUAAACCUGGGUUGUGGAAGUGAUGUACUCCCCUGGCAAUGUCUCACUCGGUAUUCCAAAGACUGCGACUCGGUUCUGUUUGUUGAUGUCGACUUUCCAGACUUGAUCCUCAGGAAACAACAUGUCGUCUUGGAAACUCCCGAGCUCAGGGACCGUUUUGAGCCCUUGGAGAAAUUCGACACUCCGCCCGUGUUCUUACGCAGCAGUCGAUAUGUCCAAGUUGGCUGUGACCUCCGCAACAUAGGUUCUCUACAGGCAGCCUUGGAAUCCCUGGUAGACAUCACAGCGGCAUCUUUUCUUUUUGUGGCCGAGGUAUCCAUAACAUAUAUGGAAACUGAUGCCGCUGAUGCUGUGAUCCAAUGGGCCAGUAAAUUAGGGGACUCCACCUUCUGUCUCUUGGAACAGAUUCUACCCGAUGGUCCACAUCACCCGUUCGCACAGACUAUGAUCAGUCAUUUCAAGCGGCUCAAUACACCGCUUAAAUCCAUCGACAAGUACCCCACACAACAGAGUCAGUCUGAACGCUUCCAACAGAGAGGCUGGUCAUCUGUUCACUGCUGGACCCUAUGGCAGGCAUGGGCUGAUGACCGCUUUCUGACUGCUGAGGACCGGCGCAAGUUGGAUGAUGUCGAGGCUUUCGACGAGUGGGAAGAGUUUGCGCUCUUUGGGAGUCACUAUGUGUUGCUAAAGGCAUCCACUCGAAAUCUUCCGUCAUCUUCAGAGGCCAAGUCGGUCGACUGCUCGAACUCCUGCCCGCCGCUGCGAUCCCUCGACGUAACCCUGCAUCACAAUGCCAGCCAGAGCACACAAGGUCCUCGUCGUUUCGGGACCGCCAUGGUGAUCUCUGACGUUUUAGGUCAGAGUCAUAUUGCCAACGUUCUCGGAACGGGCACGAAUCUUAGGCUGAGGUCCCUUGACCUGUAUAGCCCUUUGGGCUCAAACGAGGAUGCCGGCUUGUCAAAGUGCAGUGGGCCUGCUGGCCGCUUGUGUCAUGCAUUUACAGAUACCGGGGACAAUGGCUAUCUCCUAUCUGGAGGCCGAGCAUCGCCCACAGCCCCCAUGGACGGAUGCUGGGUCUUUGACAAGGGUGUGAAGGAUUGGCGUCGAACCCAUGAUCUCCCGGUCGGUUUGUACCGUCACACCGCUGUGAGGCUCGGCCACUCCAGUCUUGCUCUGACCUUUGGCGGCAAAACUGGAGCCUCCAAGGUUUUCGACGGCUAUCUUUUAUACCAUCCUCAGAAAGGAUGGGUUAGGUGUAAAGUCAAGGGCGACAUAAUUCCUUGUCCCGUAUUUGGUGCUGUCGCUUUCUGCUCCAAGGGUACCACCAGGAGGUCGCCACUGUUCAGGGGCGUACUGGCUGGAGGCAUAACAGAGGAAGGUGUAAUAACCGACCAGAUUCUUCGCUGGGAAGUAGAAGUUGGGGGUUUCGCAGCACCAUCUAUAUCAUUCACAAGACUGGACUUGGACAGUAGAGAGCGGAACCUGAUCUCCAGGUUUGGUGCUAGCUGCAUCAAGCUGACAGAAGAGUACCACGUUAUUAUUGGCGGCGUCAGGGGUACCAACUUACUCCCACACGACCAUGACGUCCUCAUCUUGCGUGAUGACGGAACUAGCCCAAACUUUUCGAUUUGCAGUCGCGUCAACUUCCCGGUGUACCACAAAGAUUUGAUACCUCGGCACUUGGCAGUCGGUUCAUCGAUAGCGUGUAAUGAUCAGGGCCAGAUCAUCUUGGUUGGGGGAGGGGCUACCUGUUUCUCUAUGGGCACAUUCUGGACAAAGGGGGCGUAUACGUUUCUCAUCAAUAUAGCGCGGCUAUCUAAUCUGGACACUGUCCCCUAUAGCUCAGAAGCUGCUUCCCCGACCCAGGUCAACACGGCGGCCGCACCUACUGAGAACGAAGAAGAUACCAUUUGGGCCAGCUCAGGGGUGGUGCUCAUCUCGGAUUCGGACAUGAGCGUCUUGAAUUCAACGGAGGGGACCCGUAAAGACGCUGCCCAGACUAGCUCAGAGAUUCCUCGAGUUAGGCUUACUGCGAAAGAGGACUUUGAAGAGAUCCUGCGACAGAGGAAGCCAGUGAUAAUAGAAGGUGCUUCACUGGGACCCUGCAUGACUGCAUGGUCCGAUGAGUACCUUGUUGAGGCAGUUGGUGCUGAUAGAGAAGUAUCGGUACAUGAAUCCCCCAGUCAAGUGAUGGACUUCAACUCCAAAAACUUCCGUUAUGUCAACAAGAAGUUUGGCGAAUUCGUGCAAGAGAUAGCGAGCGGUCAGAAGCUUUACCUGCGCGCCCUCUCCAGCGACGAACCAACCGCUAGAGCCGCCAACCUGCAGGAUGAUUUUCCUCGACUUGCCAAAGAUUUCACCUUGCCCUCGGAGCUAACAAUUGUGCGUGAUAAUAUCUUCAGCUCGGUGUUACGCAUGUCCGGGCCGGUCAACAUGUGGCUGCAUUACGAUGUCAUGGCAAACGUGUAUUGCCAAAUCAGAGGGUCCAAGCGGUUUGUUCUCUUUCCGCCAUGCGACAUAACCGAGCUUUCAAUUGCGCCUGGGGGCUCCAGCUCCAGCAUUGAUGUGUUCGCCAGCAUUCCGGCGCGAACACACCCGCACGAGACAACUCUCGCUGCCGGCGAUGUUCUCUUCCUGCCGCCGUUGUGGCUCCACACGGCGACCCCGGCAUCCGACUCCCCCGGAGUGGCAGUCAACGUCUUCUUCCGCGACAUGGACGCUGGGUACAGUCCAGGUCGCGACGUGUACGGCAACAGAGACCUUGCGGCGUACGAGAAGGCGAGGCGGGACGUCGACAAGAUCAUGGCCAGCUUCAAAUCGCUGCCCGGCGAUGCCAGGGAGUUUUACCUAAAGAGGCUGGCCGAAGAGCUACGUCAAGGAUCUAUGGCAGGGGCAUAG
Molecule: messenger RNA, 3168 nt
Organism: Pyricularia pennisetigena
Lineage: Eukaryota; Fungi; Ascomycota; Sordariomycetes; Magnaporthales; Pyriculariaceae
Exons: 7
Coding region: 1-3168 (1055 amino acids)
Biological process (GO): wybutosine biosynthetic process; tRNA methylation
Molecular function (GO): tRNA methyltransferase activity; protein binding
Source: RefSeq, a predicted model, not a curated record